AUGGCCACGUUACACGACGACAACGACGCCGCAACCCCAUCGGCCGGGCACCUGUACAACCCGUACGCCGAUCUGUACCCCAAUCUCGACGCGCGAUCCAUCCAGGGGAUCUAUCGCCUUCCCGACGCGCCCGAGUUUCUCUUUACCGAGGAAGCGGCCGUGCAGCGACGAAGCUUCGGCGAUAAUCUCACUUUCUUCACCGGGUGCGGGUACCUCGGCGGAGCGCUCUUCGGCGGAAUCCGCGGAACGGCGGAGGGCUUCCGCUCGUGGGAGGCGGGGGAUUCUGCCAAGCUGCGCGCGAAUAGGGUUCUCAACGCCGCAGGAUCGCGGGGAAGAUCUGCGGGAAACGCGCUGGGAAUCGUCGGGCUAUUAUACUCCGGGAUCGAAGGCGCUGCGUAUCAUUACCGCGGCGGCGUGGACGAUCCGUGGAAUGCGGUCGUAGCGGGGCUGGGCACCGGAGCGCUUUAUAAGGCCGCGGCGGGACCUAGGACAGCGGCGAUCGCGGGGGCUGUUGGAGGUAUAGCGGCUGCUGCGCUUACCGCGAGCCGACACGUGGUGAAACGAUACUUCCACCCCGCCCCAUCAUUCGUCGAUAAAACACUGUUGCUCUCACCGCACCAAAUCAGCGGAUCUGGUGGUACUGGCGUGAGAGCACAUGUUGAAGCAGAGCUUGUAUCGAAUCAGGGCUUGUGUCGAGCCUAUUAG
Closterium sp. Naga37s-1 is the source of this 705-nucleotide messenger RNA. Lineage: Eukaryota; Viridiplantae; Streptophyta; Zygnematophyceae; Desmidiales; Closteriaceae. The record is from the annotation of a GenBank genome assembly.